Antechinus flavipes (yellow-footed antechinus) is the source of this 954-nucleotide messenger RNA. RefSeq names its product proteasome subunit beta 11 (gene PSMB11). Gene Ontology annotation, molecular function: threonine-type endopeptidase activity. The record is from RefSeq and is a predicted model, not a curated record. Gene Ontology annotation, cellular component: proteasome core complex. NCBI's taxonomy places the organism in Eukaryota, Metazoa, Chordata, Mammalia, Dasyuromorphia, Dasyuridae.
AUGGCUCUGGAGAACGUGUGCAGCUGGCAGGCGCCCGAAGGCCUACAGCCUCGCCUGCCUGGGGCCGGGGACUGGGCCCUCCCCAGGGGCUGUGAGCCCCGUGCUUUUCUGCAGACACGGGGCCCAGAACUGGCCCACGGCACCACCACCCUAGCCUUCCGAUUCCGCCACGGGGUCAUUGCCGCGGCUGAUACCCGCUCUUCCUGUGGCUCCUAUGUGGCCUGCCCCGCUUCCCAGAAAGUCAUCCCUGUGCACCAGCACCUCGUGGGCACCACCUCGGGCACCUCUGCCGACUGUGCCACCUGGUACCGAGUACUGCAGCGGGAACUGCGCCUGCGGGCUCUGAGGGAGGGCCGGCUGCCCUCGGUGGCAGGGGCUGCCAAGCUGCUCGCCGCCAUGCUCUUCCGGUACCGGGGCCUGGGGCUGUGUGUGGCCACAGCUCUGUGUGGCUGGGACCAGGCCGGCCCUGCCCUCUUUUACGUCUACAGUGACGGGACCCUCCUGGCUGGCGACGUCUUCUCCGUGGGGUCCGGCUCGCCCUAUGCCUAUGGGGUGAUGGACCGGGGCUACCGCUACGACAUGACCAUCCAGGAGGCCUAUUCUCUGGCUCGCCGAGCUGUGGCCCACGCCACCCGCAGGGAUGCCUACUCAGGGGGCUCUGUGGACCUGUACCACGUGAAGGAGAGCGGCUGGGAGCGAGUGUCCCGAGAGGACGCCUGUGUGCUGUAUGCCAGCCUGCAGGAGACCGGGGACCAGGGGGAAGAGACCUCCCCUCCGACCCCUGAGCCGUCUCUUCUGUGCCCCACUUGUGCUUGGAGCUCACUGAACCACCCCGCCAAAGGGCCAGGGGGAUUCCGGCACCAGAAGAGGGGGCUCUUGGAGGCAAAGAAGACUGAGAAACGCUGGGAGGAGCUAGCAGUAUGUGGACAGCAUGCUGACAAGGGGGCCAAGUGA